Molecule: messenger RNA, 2196 nt
Organism: Schistosoma bovis
Lineage: Eukaryota; Metazoa; Platyhelminthes; Trematoda; Strigeidida; Schistosomatidae
Source: the annotation of a GenBank genome assembly
CGUAAGCUCAGAACAAAUAAAUUGUCAGCUUAUAAACAACUUUCCGAUCAGACCAUCGGCAAACAUAAACCAAUUCCCGUUCCAUAUACACUGAAUCGACUUAGUGAUCUUCAUUGCUAGCGCUUACACAGGACUCGCAGAUUACUCUCUUCUCUAAACUAACAAUCUUUUACAAUGAAGUAUUUUCAGUAGAGUGACUCAAGACAAUAUAAAGUUAGCUACCAAAUUAUCAAAACUUUGAAAGGAAACAUACCUUCAUGCCUUAAACUGUUAUUGAUAGUCAAAGUCAUUUUGUUUAUAUUGCUCAAUAAACAUUAGUAGAUUUAAGUCUAUCUCUCAAAAGUGUAACGUGUUCUUGUAGGAAUGAAGAAAUUUUUGGAUACUACUAAUACUAAGCUCAAUAGGGCUUUGCAGAAAACAAAUGAAGUCAUAGGAAGAGCUGAAAAGACGGAAUUCGAUGAGGAAUUUGUUUCACUAUUAAAGCAAGCAGAAUCCACACAUGAAGCAUCUAAGCACAUUAUGGAGGCCAUCGAGCAGUGGAUCAACCCAUGUGUCUUAAAGAAGUUCGAUGAUGUCGCUUGCAAAGUAGAAAGUAUGGUCACAGAUAAUAAAAGUUAUUGGCUAAAGGUUCCUGCAAAGUUACCUGCCGAACAUCUUGGGGAUACACUACUCAACGUAGCUGUUAGUGUCGGAGCUGGUACUGCAUAUGGUGCAGCAUUGUCACAAUGUGGCGAGUACAGUCGUCAAAUGGCUGCAGCUGAAAGUCAAAGGAAUGCGAUACUAGAAAAGAAAACAUUAUGUGUAUUACAUCAUUUUUUGGCACUUGAAUGGCCUGAAAUACAAAAAGAACUUAGUCAUUUGGAGUCGUAUCGUUUGGAUUAUGAUAAAUUAAGAAGUAAAGUGAAGCAUAAUGAACAUCCAGAUGCUGAAACUUUGACAAAAAUGGAAGACGCUAAAACCGUUCUUUAUAAACAAUUAGAAAAAACUAGAGCUAAACUACAGCAGGUCAAGUCGGUAAAUGACUCUAAUAUGAUUGCACUAAAAGAAUUAGUAGCAGCUCAACGAACUUAUUUCAGUGAAUGCAGACAAAGGACUGAAGAAUUGUCUGCUCAAAUGGAACGAUUGAAGUAAACAUAUAUUUUUCGGGAAGAAAAGAGAUUAAAAUAAAAUAAAAACAUAACGCCAAUCUUGUGUCUUCCCCAUGCAACAGUCACUCUAUACAACUACUCUAUUGAAGCUCCAAUAAUAAAAAUGAUUUUUCAGUCUUUUUAGUCACAAAUUCUUCGUGUUUCUCAUCGACUUAAAACUGCUCGUUUUUUUUCUUGGGAUGUUAACAUACUUCUGCCGUUCAGUGUAUAUUUAUAUUAAUGUCUAUAUUAUUUGCCUUUUAACUUUCAAUAAUAUCAAUAAUUACAUUAUUGAAUUCAAUAAGGAAUUCACUUAUUUCUUUUCAGUACUUUCAUAGCUAUUCUUGGAUCUAUAUUUGUGUACGUGUGUUUUCUUUUCUGGUUUAUGUGUAUUUUCAUACAUUUAUUGUGUCUUUUUGGGGGGGAAGGGCAAAACUGUACCAGGAUAUUUUCUUAAACGAACCACUCAAGUCAUCAUUCACUAGUGGAAAAUUAAUGGCCUUCAAAUGCCUUUUUCAUGCUAUUUGGUAUUCUUCAGUUAGCGGAGCAUAUCUGAAAUCUUCGAAGAACUGACACUGAUCACGGGUUUCGAGAUCGCGUCAUAUAGUGUUGUAGUGAAGAUCACUGUCGCUGAGUUAUUUGGGUGGACAGUUUACUUUAAAGCAAUAAAAUGAAGUUACUUGUAAAACGCUUUCUUAGUUUCUUAUCGAAUCUAUUUCACUCGAACUAAGACAGCAAAAUCAUUUGGUCGAAAAGAAGAUAUUUCUUUGCUUAACCUGUGAUUUUGUUCAAUCGAGAAGCAUGCCGUUACAUAUCUUUUUUUUCGUUUAACUACCUUAUAAUACGACAAAUAAUGUUGUAUCCUGGAUGUCUAGGACAAAUAUUAGAUUCUUAUUUUUAUCCCUAUUUGUUUAUCUUCUUCUACACUCACUUAUCUUCACAAUUCACGUUUAAUCAGUAAACUUAACCUGGUUGUUCGUUAUUUUCCAUAUGCAUAUAUUCUCUAACCAACUUAAAAAUACGAUAACAAUUUGUUACUGGGUCAUUAAACUUCUCAACCACUCACCUG